AUGUGUGAAGUUGGGUGUGAGUGCUGCCACAGGCAGAUAUUCAAGGGUAGCUAAUUGUCAGCUUGGAAGCAUUGAUUUCAGGAGGAGAGAAUUGCUGCAGCAGGAAUACAAACUGGCAGGAUCAUGACAGAGCCAAGCAGUAGAAAAGAAGGAUUUAAAAAAUGCCGGAGUGCCACUUUCAGCAUCGAUGGUUUUAGCUUUACAAUUGUUGCAAAUGAGACAGGCGACAAAAAUGCUCGACCUCUUUCACGAUUUGCUCGGUCAAAGUCACAAAACUGUCUGUGGAAUACCAUUAUUGGUGGGCUUACGGGUAAUCUCAAAGAAAGGCCAAAGCCAACAAUCAUCAGUGACCCUCGGCCUCCAGAAGAAAUCUUAGCAGAUGAGUUACCACCAGUGGACAGUCCUGAAGCAUUAGUGAAAACAUCUUUCAGGUUGCGGUCUUUGGUAAAGCAGUUAGAGAGAGGAGAGGCUUCAGUUGUAGACUUAAAAAAGAAUUUGGAAUAUGCAGCUACCGUCCUUGAGUCAGUGUACAUUGAUGAAACCAGGCGUUUAUUGGAUACAGAAGAUGAGCUCAGUGAUAUCCAGUCAGACUCCGUGCCCUCUGAGGUCCGGGACUGGUUGGCCUCCACCUUCACACGGCAGAUGGGGAUGAUGCUUAAAAGGUCUGAGGAAAAGCCCCGGUUCAGGAGCAUUGUCCAUGCAGUGCAAGCUGGGAUAUUCGUGGAAAGGAUGUAUAGACGGACAUCAAAUAUGGUUGGACUGAGCUACCCACCAGCUGUAAUUGGAGUACUAAAGAAUGUAGACAAGUGGUCCUUUGACGUAUUUGCACUAAAUGAUGCUAGUGGUGAUCACGCACUGAAAUUCAUUUUCUAUGAACUUCUCACACGCUAUGAUCUAAUCAAUCGCUUUAAGAUUCCCAUUUCUGCUCUCGUUUCCUUUGUCGAAGCAUUGGAAGUUGGAUACAGCAAACACAAAAAUCCUUAUCACAACCUAAUGCAUGCUGCAGAUGUAACACAGACUGUCCAUUACCUCCUUUUUAAGACGGGUGUAGCACACUGGCUGACAGAGCUAGAGAUAUUUGCUAUGAUCUUUGCAGCUGCUGUCCAUGACUAUGAACACACUGGAACCACCAACAACUUUCACAUUCAGACACGGUCAGAUUCAGCCAUUCUGUACAAUGACCGGUCUGUGCUUGAAAACCACCACGUAAGUGCGGCUUAUCGUCUUUUGCAAGAUGAUGAAGAGAUGAACAUUUUAGCUAAUCUCUCAAAAGAUGACUGGAGGGAAUUCAGGGCUUUGGUGGUUGAGAUGGUAUUGGCCACUGAUAUGUCCUGUCACUUCCAGCAAAUCAAAGCCAUGAAGAAUGCUUUGCAGCAGCCAGAAGGAAUCGACAAGCCGAAAGCCUUAUCACUGUUGUUACAUACAGCAGACAUCAGUCAUCCUGCCAAGGCCUGGGACCUCCAUCAUCGCUGGACUAUGUCCUUGCUAGAGGAGUUUUUCAGACAGGGUGAUAAAGAAGCAGAACUAGGGCUUCCUUUCUCACCACUGUGUGAUCGCAAAUCUACUAUGGUUCCUCAGUCUCAAAUAGGUUUUAUUGAUUUCAUUGUGGAACCUACUUUCACUGUGCUAACUGACAUGACUGAGAAGAUUGUAACACCACUCAUCGAUGAAGCCACCCGCUCUGGCAUGUCAGGAUUUAGGCGUUCCAGUUUGAAUAGCAUUAGCCCCUCAGAAGUUAAAAGAUCAAGUGUCAAAAGCACUGGAUCAGAAGGAAGUGCCUCAAUCAACUGUUCCAUACUCACUGUGGACUUCAAAUGUUUUAAAACCACCUGGACUGAGGUGGUGCAACAGAACCGGGAGAAAUGGAAAGCACAAGCAACCAAAGAAGAAAAAGCUAAAAGAGAAGCAGAGGAAAAUGCUCACCAGGGUACAAAUGAAAAGAAUACAGAAGACAAAGAUGAAAAGACGCCAGCUGAGGAUGCCACGGCAGCCAACUCAGAAAACAGCAAAGAACCAAAUCCAGAGGAAAGCAAGAGCGCGGAAUCCAGCAAGAAUCCUGUAAAUGGGACUCGGCAGACUGGUGUGAACAAGCACGAAGCCUCUCAAGGAAAAAAUGCAUCUAGAACAGACAAGGGAACUGAUUCACAACAAGCAACAGGAGAGGAAAAACAGCGUGUCCAGAACGGUGAAUUAAAAGAAGGUAAUAACAAAUCAGACAAGAAAGAUCAGUCAAAUGUGGGAAAUGAAUCAAAGACGACAGAUGAUACAGAAGAAUAAAAAUAUAUAUAAAAGAGACUGCAAAUUUCUUUCAUCAUUUUAGCUGAGCUUCUUCAUUCCUCUCCUCCUCCUUCCGAAUAGACCAGUUUCUGGGGAAGGCGUUAUUACAGCUUUCAAAACACUCCUCCUCCCACUGGCUGUGACACAGUUAAUGACUCUGGGUUUUGGGGAUUGUUUUUUCUUUUUCUUCUCUCUCUCUCUCUCUCUCUCUUUGUCUCUGUGUGCGUGCGCGUGGUUUGUUUUUGUUUCUUCAAUUCUUUGGGUUUUUUCCUUAACACAAUGACUCCACUUUCUGGACAGGCCAAGCAAAUAAAUGAGGACCCUCUUAGAAGCCAACACAGCUCUUUGCUAUAACCCCACUGUAUGAAACAUGGGAUGAAAUGGUGAAUAAGAAAAUCAAACCAUGUGGAAAGAGGCUUGAAAUUAUUGCACUUUUUUUUUUCAAGAGUUGUUUUCAACAGCUGCUAAGCAGACAACAUGAUAUCAGUUUUAGCCUUGCUACCGAGGAUUUUGUUCAUAAGCAUUGUGAGUUUCAGAAUCUGUAGCCUGUCAGGUUUAUGUCAGGCUCAUGAGGAUUUCAUAUAGUUACACAGCUUUUUGUGACACUAUCUGAUGAUACGGAUGGCUUCGUUUUUUGUUUUUUUUAUUUUGCAGGCAAAUUCAUUCAGUCUUUGAAUUAUCUUGUUUAUGCAUUUAGCAAAACACAAAAAAAAAGUAAUGACUCGCAAAUGUUACGUUCACAGGGGGCAGUUGCCCCUUCAGUCUCUAAGGGGACGUACGAUUUGUGAUGUCUUCAAUAGCUAGUAAUUACAAAUAACGAUCUGUUUCUCACAUCUGCUACUUGUAACUACUUUUAUCUGACCCAAAGGACUGAAAGGAAGAGGGCAGCAGGGAAUCACACAGAUCAAUUCCUUCUUUCAACUCAGUGUGACAUUUCUUUCAUCACUGAUUGAAUGGAUGAGUCAAAGGAUAGGAAAAAUGUAACUACAAAAGUCUGGUCAGACAAAGAAAGAUGAAAAACAGUGUGUCCCAAAUACACUGCUGGAGUCAGUGGGUACAAGUCUGUGGAGCUGAUAGAGUUGUACAUGUUGACACAAGCAGUGAAUUUGGCCGAGCUUUCAAGAUGAAAUAUAAACUAACUUCCUCAGGCCUUGGUUCAGCAAAGUAUCCUUUUCAUGAAAGCAUUAAACACACACGUUUAAAUGCUUUGCUAAAUUUCAGCUUGGUAAGAAUCCAGUUCAUUACAGCUUAAUUUCACCUGUUUUGCAUGUAAUUCAACACACACAUAUACACACAAGUUGUUUUUCUUGGUUCUUUUUAUUCAGUGUGUAGUCACCUAUUUUACCACCAGUUGGACUGAUUUCAUGCCCUUUUACUUCAUAGAAAAGAUGGAAAACACUAGCCUAGAAGAAAUCAACUCAUCUAUAUUUUGUUUUCAUGUUCAAAACCACAGGACUUUAUAUUACCACCAGCCUAUAUUAGAAUUUAAAUCCCUGUUUCUACUUAAGAUGAAAAUGCACAGGGAUGAACAAUGUUUAGGAUGCCUGUAGGAAAUGUUGCCAUAUAUUGUACUAGUCUCACUUAACAUUAGCAAAACUGUGCUUUAUCUGGAUCUAGAUUUCAACUUUGAACUCCUUAGAUCUCAGGAGCGUUUGCGUCCAGGUUUUGGGGUCAGCCCGUUAUUUAAGGCAAGAUCCAUUUGCAACACUAAGAUUCAUAUUUGAAUUCUUAUUUCACACACCGUAACAUGAGUUUGUUCCAAGGUAGAGAUUUAGUUUUGGUUUGUCACAUACUAGGAACAAAUUAACUCUUAAUGAAAUAUUUUUACUUGGAAGAAAUAUAUUUAAAAAAAAACUACUGUAGUGAAUCAAGAGUCAGGAAUUCAUCAGCUGGUCCCUCUGUCUUAGAUCUCUUCAUACAAGGAAAAGAAACCAGAACAAUCUAAUUCCUUAAUCCCCAGUUCUGCAGGUGCUCCUUCCUCAGAAUCUCCAUCAGCUUCAGCGUGGUCCACACCCACAGCAGCUAUAGUUUGACCUUCCAUCAUUGUUAAAUUCUCUAAAGAGACAAUGGCAACAUAUAAAUAACAUAGAAACAAACACUGCAGUGCUGGCUAAACCUUCACUCAGCUGAAAUUCCUAUUGAAGUUAUUGGGGGUUUCAUGUGCAUAAGCUCUGAAGCAGUGGUAGAAGAUUUAGCUUAUAUUUAAACAAAAAUCCCUACCUAAUGUACUAAAGCUGCUUAGAUCAUUAAAACUGAAGUCAUUUAAAAAUUAAUUUAUCUCAAACUAUAACUAUUUUUCUUAUAAAACCUUGCUCUUGAGCAGUGAAAAGAGACUGUUUUAUUUAUGGUCGGCCAUUUCUUGGCUGUCACCCACUAGCCCAGUUUUGCAACAUCAGACUGUAUGUUUUCCUCUCUGUUAGGAUAAUAAACCAUUGGAAGAAACUGUCCCCAAAAAUGUAUUUUUCAUCUCCUGAUGACUUCAGAUCAUGUUUAGAUCCCAUUCUGCAAGGUAUAAUUUAGCCAAAUAUGAAUUAGUGGACAACCAUGGAGGUAUUUGAGUGAAAUGUAAUGGUCUAUGAUAUAUAGGAUGUUAGACUUUCUGGCUUUAAAAAUCUGAAUAUAAACUCAUAAAACCCCAUAUAAAUAUCAUCAAAAUUGAAUAUAAACUUAUCACUAAAUUUUGAAAAAAACAUAAAUGUGGGAGUUAAGAUACUACCAAUAGAAUGGUAAAGAUGAAAAGCUUUAUCUAUAUGAUUGUCUUUUCAGGAUCUGGGCCUAACUGACCACAUUCAGUGGUACUCCUUUCUCAUUGAAACCUGUCUUAUUAAAACACUCAGGAGUAGUGGAGAGGCAAAAAAUAAUCUCUCUUGUCAUCUCUCAGUCAAACUACAGAAGAGAUGCUGCCUGCUUGUUAAAAAUCGCAAAACUGCUUCCAUUUAAUUUUCUCUUAUUUCACAAAAGAUUUCUAUGAGUGCAUUAAGCUAAGGUUCCAUAUACGAGGAUGAAUGGAUCUGUAUGGGCCUAAUUAACUAUAGUAUCUUCAGUAGGGCUAUGUGAAGCUUCAGGUGGUGAUAAGAUUCGGAGGAGAUUUGGCCUGAUUCAGUGGCCAAAUCUCCGAAUCUGAAUUGAAUCAGGGGACCAAUUAAAAGGUCUGAAUUGAUUCAAAGCUCUCCAAAUUUUUGGAAAAAAAAUCAGAGAGCUUUGAUGAUUUGGGCAGUACCCAGUGGUUGCAGCAAGGAGCUGCAGCCACUCCAAGCUGGUAAGUACUAGAGGCUGGAGGAGGGGACCAUGGGGGACCCCUGCCAGCCCCCCCAACCACCCUGCUCCACCAGUCCCCUGACCCCCCAGCCCUCCCACCUACCCCCUCUCAGCUUCUGGCCCUUUAAAGAAAAGCCCUGGUGCUCAUCAGGUGCUACCAGGCGGGGGGGUGGGGGCACAAUCCCUGCUGCCCCCCACUGCCCCAUGCUGCAUGGGGGACUCUACGCAAGCCCCCCACCCCUCCCUACUCUCCCAGCCCCCACCACCACCACCCCCACCAGGGCCAGCUCCAGCCCUUUAAGAAAAAAAAAUGGAGACAAGCUUCGGGACUCACUGCUCCUGCAGCAGCCUCGGGGUUUUGGGGGUGGGGCUUGUGCAGAGCCCCCAUGUGGCACAGGACAGUGGGGGGCAGUGGGGAUCACCCCCGCUGGCAGGAACAGUGAGUCCGGGCGGGUUUGGGGGUUUUAUUCUUAAAGGGCCGGAGCUGGCCCUGGUGGGGCACACCUGGAGGGCUGGGGGAGCAUGGGGAGAUCAGGAGGUCAUGGAAAGCCCCCCAUGCAGCGUGGGGCAGUGGGGAGAGCAGUGAGGAUUGUCCCCCCCCACACACAGCUGGCAGCACCUGGUGAGUUGGGGCUUUUUUUUUCCAAAGAGCUGGGAGCUGGGUUGGGCAGGGCAGCCACUGCCAGACUGGGAGAGUGGGUGGGGGAUGGGCCUGGCUGAUUCAGAGAUUUGACAGCAAUCCAAUCUCUAAAUCAGAUUUGGCUGAUUCGAAUCACGAAGUCGAAUCACUGUCCCCCGAAUUGGCUAAAUCUGAAUCCAAAGCAAAUACUAGCCACUUUGCACAGGCCUAAUCUUCAGUUUAUGAAACAUGGGGGAGGAUUUCUGUUGUUAAUCCUUUGCUAUGCAUUCCCUGUGGGUGCGUCUACACGUGCACAUUUGUUGUGCAGUAACCUAAAUUACUGCACAGUAUGGGCAUGCAUCUACACAUGAACACCCAUACUGCACAGUAACUAUGGCCACUUACGCUAACUUGGGCAUAAAUUAGAUACCUGCAUUGUGCAAAUAUCUAAUUUACUCUCGAUUAAUUACUGUGCAGUAAUGCACGUAUAGAUGCCUUACUGCGCAGUAACACUGUGUGUGUGUGUGAACACACAGCGUUAAUGAACUUUAACACCUGCAUGUGUACAUGGUGGCCUAUUUCCACUUACUGCACAGUAACUCACAUGCCCAGUAAAUUAAUGAGACAUAAAUGCAUGUGUAGACAUGCUCACUAUAUCAUGAAAAUAAAAUUUUAGAUGCCUUACUAACCUUGCUACUAUUAGAAAAGACAAGUAAAUAAUAAGCUAGAAUACUGAAAAUAUAAGACAUGUUCUGCUGGCCCACCUCAGGCUUAACUCCCAUUGCCAGUUAUGGGAGUUGCAUGCAUGUGAGCACAACUGAAUGCCAUAGGGAAGUAAUAGUGUGAGACCUAGGUUUCAAAGUUGAUAUGUGUAAUAAGAAGGAUACUUCAAGCUCUAGGAUGAGAAUGUGAUUCAAAUUUUUUACAAAACAUUACCUUGCUUGAUGAGCAGCAUACCUCGUGGGCUUUCGAGAAACUUCCUGAUCUGGGAGAGUGAACCCAGGCAACUUACACCUUGCAAACAAGGGGAUGUCAAUGGCAAUGCCCUCCAAUUUCUCCUCUUUAAUGUCUUUCAAAGGAUCCAAUCAUCAUGAUAAUUCACUAGCACCUACACUUCUCUGGAACUUUUCUGUUCCUUAUACAAUGUCAGAACAUUUUUUUCCACAUUAUUUAAAGCAGGGGUGGGCAAAGUGUGGCCUGCGGGCCAGAUGCGGCCCGCCAGGUCAUUUUAUCUGGCCCACAGGGUCCCUAAAAAAAUUUAGAAAAUUAAUAGUUAUCUGCCCCUGGCUGCCUGUCAUGCGGCCCUUGAUGGCUUGCCAAAACUCAGUAAGUGGCCCCCCACGCAAAAUAAUUGCCCGCACCUGAUUUAAAGAGUAAGAGUUUUCAGGUCUGUACUCAGGCAAUGUUUUGAUGGAUGAGAAAACUCUGACACCUUCCCAAGAAAGCUGACAAUGGGCACAUCUACAUAAGAAGUUUACUGAAGAGUAGGCUAAUUAGCUCUGCAGUAAACCUCUUGCAUCUACACAUGCAGCCCUACUAGGUUGCAGGAAACUAAUUAACUUCACAGCGGGAUAGUACUUAUAGAUAGUAGUACUUGCGGUUUUUACUCCACAGCACUGCACGUAUAGACACUGAUGCAGCUGGCUGGGGCACAAGGGUCCAGCAAGCCCCACACUGGAGCACCUUUGUGCCCCAGCCAGCCCCUCUGCAGCAUGUUGAACCAGGUUGGAGUAGCCCUGGGCUAGCAGGCUGACCCCCCGAUCCCUCUGCCAGCCGGGGCUACUCUGACCCGGCUAAACAUGCUGGAGCUUAUUGCUUCACCUUAAUAGCACAUGUAGAUGUGCCCAAUGUGUAGAUAAAACUUGGACUUUUUGUGGGGGAAAAAAUGUUUUUUGUGUCUCAUUUAAAGUCAAAUGGUCAAGUCCUUAUUCUUAUUGCUUGACCAGCUUUAGAUAUGAGCUGCGCAGCUUUUUGCCUAAGAUUUGAGAGCAGAUUUCUGUGUUUCCUUUUAAACAAAAUAUCUGUUGUUUGGGAUAUUAUUCACAGCUGCAAAAGAAACAGAUGCCAGAAAGCACAAGUUGAUGACUAAAAAAUGUUAUAAUUUCAGGUUUAAAAUCUACUUUAGACUAAUCUAGUUUUCCUUCUGAGCAGACUGUUGUAGUCUUUUUACACAAAGAUGCAUCCCUUUAUUUUGCUGUAGUUUAUAUUCUGUAUUGUAUCCUUGAGAACCCAGAACUUUUACCCUUGAUGGGUAAAUAAAACAGGAGCAUUGUUUUUAGCUGUUUGUUUUCAACAUCCAUUUACUGGUAGCUUGGGAGUCCAUUUUUAAAAGGGUCAUGAUCCAGCCUCUGUGCUUGUGACAAAAAAGUGAAUACAAUUUUUAAAAGCUGCCAUGUAUGCAUACAGAAGAUGGAAUCUAAAGGUGCAAAGGCUUUUUGUCAUCAGUUUGCAUGGAUUUGGAAGGGGUAGUUUUGAUCCUUUGUGCAAAGAACUGACUGCUGAAGUUUUUUACGUGGAAAUUUGCCUACACAUCAGGAGGUUCCCUAAUACAAGGUUAAUGAGUACCAAAACAGACCUUAAAUUUUUGCCCUUUCCAAAUUCUACAACCUAUAAACCACAUUAGAGGUAAACAUUCAGAGGAAAUGAAAGGAACUGACCCAGGAAAAGACUGUUUAGCAACAACUGCCUUCUUCACCUGAUGGUGUGAGAAGUGGAUUGGAUUGAACUAGAAAUUUGAAAAAUAUAGAAACUGAAUGGGGCCUUUCAUCAUGAGGGCUAAAACCUGAGUUGGGGUAAAUUGGUAUAUCUCCAUGAGCACUUUCUAUGAGCUUAACUAUCUAAUCAUUUGACCCAGUUCUCCUCACACUUGCACCAAUAUCAUAGAAGUGUAAGUCCAUUGACCUCAGGAACACAUCUCCUGAUUUAUGUCCGUGUGUGGUUUCAUGUGUUAGUAACGGAUAUAUCAGGUCCGCUUAUUCUUUUUAAACAUAUUGCUUCUUUCAGUACUGAAAUGCAGAACAAUAGCACUGUGUUUUCUACCCACUUACUUCAUACUGUUCCCAGAGCUGGGCUCCUCAGAUCUGUGAUUCUCAAAUAUGGAGAUAUUAAACAUAAAGUCAUGUUAAUAUCUGCUUUAUGUAAAUCACAGAGGUAAGAGGGGAGAUCCUAAUUGACCAUAUGGCUUGAAAGAAAAGAUAGAUUUUAUUGCCAGUCUUCUAAAGCUCUGACCUUGCUCCUAUUGAAGUCAACAAUCACCCCAGUUCAUUACAAGGAAUAUUGCCCAGAGUGUGCUCAAAUCACGUAGUAGUUUAACAUCUUCGCUCAGGGGGUGAUUACCCUGCUCUUGCAGGGAGAUGGAUUUGAUGACCAGCCAGGACUCUUUCAUAGCUAAACACUGGUUUCAAAAUAAAAAACAAAUUGUUUUGACCUGGUAACCUUCUUUCUUAUUAAAACAAAAACUGGCCAAUUUGCUUCUAUUUAUUCAGAUUUCAAUUUGUCCCGCUUUGUUGGAUUAUUUCUUAUUUUUUUCCAAGCAAAAAUAGAGUGAGAUUUCCCAUUCAUAACAAGGCAGAGCUGUGACACUGUGUUUUAUCAUCUUAUGUGUUUAAGACAAUUCUGCAUCCUGCAGACUAAUGUAGUGAUACCCAAACUAGUUUUAACUAAUUUAAUUAGGGUAUCUGAAACAGUCUAGUCAGCACAGCACAGAUAUCAGUGUGGAUUAAUUUACCCUGAGUGAUAUAUAAGUACAACACACAUAUACAUGUGUGUACACAUACGCGCGCGCGCGCACACACACACACACACACACACUCUUCAUGGCAGGCUAUUGGGUUUUGUAUUGUUUUUAUUUCAUCAGCGUGCAUGUACAGGGAUUGUUGUGUAUUCACUGUUGCCCCAAUUUUAGAAGUCAUCCUGUGGUAGGAGGAAUACAUGUAAUCCCAUAGUUUCUGCUGGGUGACUGUAGGAGUGCAUAUGUAAACCACAAUUAAUUAUGGCCAUAGGUGUUGUCUAGUGAUAAAUCCUAGUGAUAGAAUGGCAGAGUGAGCAUUUUCCUUUUCUUCUCGCUUGGAUGAUAUUUUUAUACAAUUUUAUAUACAAUUUUUUUAAAUAUUUGCUAUUUUUAUUUGUAGGGUUCUGGUUGGGGUUUUACCAGAACUUCUGGUUGUCUGUAGACCCAGAUUCUCACUGAUAUUUCUCUCUCCUUUUCUCCUCCCCCAGUAGACAAGAGCAAUUGCAUUUGCAACAUCAGCUUAGAGCAAAAUAACACCUUGGGCCCAAUCACUCCACUAGUUGCACUGAAAUCAAUGAAAGUUGCACUAUCACUCCUUUGAGUUCCAUUGCAGUCCCUGUUGAGUACAGUAGAUGAUAAAGUCAAUUAUUUACAUGUAUACAGCAUGCCAAAUGCAGGGCAAUUCAGGCUGAAGCCAAUAUAUAAGAGUAGUGGAGUCUUCCUUCAGUGUGGCAGGACUUGCUUCCACCACAAUACAUUUAAAUAAUUAUGACGCUACUUCUGCAGCAGCUUAGAUGAUUAGGCACUUCUAGCAAAGGCACAAACUACUAGGCUGACUACCUUCAGCAGGGAGGAAUCAUGGAAAUUAUCAUCUUACCUGUAACACCAGAUUUCACUGCUCCCAAAUGAGGUUUGUAGUGAUGGGGCAUGAUAAAGUGAGGGGAAGUUAAUAUGAUACUUUGGGAGGAAAAGGGGGAAAUUAACCAAAUUCAAGGAUCUUGGUCUUGUAACAUAGUUUUUCUCAGCUGGCAUUAUGCAGGGAGUUCUAUAUAUGAAGCUAAACAUAUACUUCAGAGUAUCUUUAUAUUAGCAGAAAUUAUAAAGGAGAUUUCUUGUUGAACUAAGGCAAAUAUACACCUGUAAUCCAGAGUCUUAUUGACAUAGGCAGGAGGCAGGUUGUUAUAUGUAUUUUGCAUCGGGUGAUUAGAAAACAAAUCAAAAUCCAUUUGUAAAGCAACAAUCAAACAAGUUUGUUCCUAAAACAAGAAGAAGAAAAAAACCUCUUUGGUUUGUUUAGACUUAAAAUGCAAAACUGAAAUGAAUCAUGUCCAUGUCAUGCAAAGUAUUCUCAACUGUUAUGAGAAUGAUUUUUAAACAAUAUGCAUUUAUUGUUAGUUCCUUAUUCAGAAGGAGAGGCUUGUAGUCUCUAAGUGUAUAAAACAUUUUUCCAGCAUUCCAAUUUUUCUGUAACCGACUACAUGUAUGUUCAUCUUAUUACCAAAUAAAAGCAAUGAGGUCUCCACUCCAUUUGAAUUUGAA
Molecule: messenger RNA, 11423 nt
Organism: Alligator mississippiensis (American alligator)
Lineage: Eukaryota; Metazoa; Chordata; Crocodylia; Alligatoridae
Gene: PDE1C
Product: phosphodiesterase 1C
Exons: 18
Coding region: 124-2277 (717 amino acids)
Biological process (GO): signal transduction
Molecular function (GO): 3',5'-cyclic-nucleotide phosphodiesterase activity
Source: RefSeq, a predicted model, not a curated record